This is a messenger RNA of Orbilia oligospora ATCC 24927, 2529 nucleotides long. RefSeq lists its product as uncharacterized. Lineage: Eukaryota; Fungi; Ascomycota; Orbiliomycetes; Orbiliales; Orbiliaceae. The transcript has 4 exons. Bases 1 to 2529 code for a protein of 842 amino acids. The record is from RefSeq and is a predicted model, not a curated record. Gene Ontology annotation, cellular component: cytosol.
AUGACACAACUCCAAUACCUCCCCGAACUGCUCCUAGCCGUCUUGUUCAGCAUCCAAGCCUCAUUCACCCAUCCCGGCGUUUUAUCCCCAGACAAAGAAAAACUCGGCGACGAUGAACUCCGCGCCAUAGUCAAACGCACACAGACCAGUUCGGAAGCAAGAGAGGUACUAGCCUUUAAUGCACGGGUAUGGACUGCUAUGACCGAGACGCUACGGAGUGGGAAUGAUGAAUUGGGUGGUUGCGAACACCAUUUUGAUGGUACUGGGGCGGUAGUUGGGAAUAAUGGAAGUGGUAUACCUGGUGGUGGUGGUGGUGUUGGGGGUGGUAUGACUGGGAAUAGUGCAGGUGGGAAUGUAGGAGGAGCUGUGGCGGGGAAGAGGGUUAAUGGGGUCGGGGAGCAGACGUGUACGUGUAAGGAUAGGAGGGAUAAGAUGUAUCUGCUGCCGAAGGUGUGGGAGUUGGUUAUUCUUGGGAGGAACCUAUUGGCGACGAAGGAGAGGGGACAGGAUUUGGCGGCGGAAAGUAAAUUUGAGGAGGAGGUUAGACGGUUAUGUGAAAUUUGUGUGAAGCAUGCGGAGAAGGAGAGUUAUCACAAGGUACUUAUUACGUGUCUGCAGUUUCUGAAUAACCUCAUCUCCGGGAACGAAAAACGCAAGAUGUCGCUGUGGAUGCACUUAUUCGUCCCAGGCUCCACCCGUCUCCUCGAAGCCGCUAAACGAAAAGCCGUAAAACAAUACCAAAAGGACGCCGCACCAUCCUCAUCCUCAUCCUCGAAAUCUUCAUCCGAUCCAAUCAAAGAGCUACAUCUCCAAGAAGCACUAAGGUCUCCGCCUCCCUCACCAAACCCCAAUGGAUCAACUAGUAGUGGAAGCGGAGGGCAAGCAGCAAAACUAAGUUUUGUUACAAUGUUACCAACUAUUUUAAACGCCAAGGAGAUGUUGCCGCUGUUACUCAUUAUUCACGGUAGUAUUACGGAUAUUGAUGGGACAGACCCCGCAAGACAGUUGAUGAGGUGUAAGAUGAUGUUGGCGGCCGAGGCAGGGAUAGGGCUUAUGGCUGGACUACUGAUGUUUGUGGAUGCAUGGCACGAGAUUGAUGAUCAUAUAUACUUCGAACUGAUCUUGGAAAUAAUGGAGACAAUCCUCCACAACGGUCUGAUAACCUACCUGUUCGAAACACUGAAAGAAUACGUCGACUGUCGAAAUUACCAAUUCGAGGGUAUACACGCCAUUACACCACCACAAGCGGUCAUAUUGAGGUUAUUGCACACUAUAUACGCCCCGGCUGCUUUACCGACUAUCUCCGACCCAGGUGUGUUUAUAAAUUACGACGGAAAACUCGAGGAGUCCGCUGGGAAGGAUUGGGCUAGUCCUCCUCCUCCACCUCCACCUGAAAUAGGGGAUGAAGAGCAGGUGCCAAAUGUAGUGGAGGAUGAAAGUGAGAUGGACGAAUUCACAGCUGAGUUUACAGCUGCUUUAAGAUCAGAUCUUGGGCCACCAAGGAUUGACGAUAUUCAUACAGCUACUGAAGAAACUACCGGUCAUAAUGGUGGUAACACGGGUCCGGAAAAUGACGAUGCAGCAACAGAAGUCGAUAUCGACCAUUCCGAAGCCACACCGGAGAUUGUCAACUUCCUCGCCGUUAAAGUAUUCAAAGGACAACUGGGACCGGCGGUUAGAGAUAUGGUUACAAAGAUCGGGAAAGCGAUGGGAUAUUCUGCUACUGCUUCGCCUAAUAACCCGAAUAACCCCGGGAAGAAUAAAGGAGGGGGAGGGAAUGAGAGGGUGUUGGAGAUAACGGAGAUACCGACAGAAGAUGGAAGAAGUAUUACUAGUGUCGCGGGGAUAACGAUAUAUGAUGUGGAAUUACAUUAUGAAGGGUUGAUACAAUUACUUGAACUGUUGAUGUUAUUUGCCGAACAAGGGGUGGGGAGGGUAUACCUCCGAGAAACAAAAUGCGUGGAGGAGAUCGUAGAGGUACUCAAGUGUUUUGUGGAGUAUGUACCUCGGACAGGUGGGAAAGAAAAAGAGAAGGAGAAAGAGAAAGAUAAGAGGAGGAGGAAUGGUGGGUAUGUGGAGGGUGAGCUUGGGGAUGAAGAGGAUGAGGAUGAUGAUGGGGUUGGGAUGGAGUGUAAUGAUCCGGUGGAGUUUAGAUGGCCGUUGAUUAAACGGACGCUUGUGCAGUUGGUUAGUUUGUUGGUUUAUAGGAGUAAGGCUACGCAAGAUGAGGUUAGGAAGGCUGGGGGUGUGGUGGCAGUACUGGGGUGUUUUGGGAUUGAUGAGGAGAAUCCAUAUAUUCAACAACAUGCGACGCUGUGUAUUAAGAAUUUAAUGGAAGGAAAUACAGAGAAUCAAAAGAUUUUGAGAGAAUUGGAGGCGAGGGAGGUUGUUAAUGGUGAAACGUUGGAGGCGGCGGGGUUGGAGGCUUAUGUUGACAAGAGUGGGAAGGUCAAAGUUGGACCUGCGCCGGGCAGCAAUAACGCUGCUGGCGGGAACGGAGGGAAGAAGAAGAAGAAAGGGAAGAAGUGA